This is a messenger RNA of Nothobranchius furzeri (turquoise killifish), 3735 nucleotides long. RefSeq lists its product as uncharacterized. Gene Ontology annotation, biological process: regulation of canonical Wnt signaling pathway. Lineage: Eukaryota; Metazoa; Chordata; Actinopteri; Cyprinodontiformes; Nothobranchiidae. Gene Ontology annotation, molecular function: beta-catenin binding; phosphatidylinositol-4,5-bisphosphate binding. The record is from RefSeq and is a predicted model, not a curated record. Gene Ontology annotation, cellular component: plasma membrane.
GAGAAAGGGCUGGAUGGGAAAGAUAGGCAGAGGGAGGGAUACAGGCAACUGAUAAAGAAACCCACUGAGAUCAGCAGAGGCAGUGCGAGGCAACAGACGGAGAUAAACAUUUGGAUGUAAAAGAUUCAUCAACAGACUGGGAAUAUUAAUUCAAGUACUUAACUAAAGGAUACAGAGAAGCUGGGUGAAAAGAGAGACAAUGGAUGUACAGACAGAAAACGCGGAGCCCCCACCUAAUGAGUCGCAGCCAAGUGGAAAAAUCAGAAAAGGAUUCAAGCUGUUCGGCAAAAGCAAACCAGGUAACAUAUUUUCUAUCCGAAGCAAGAGGGAUGGAAACAACAAGCCACCUGUUAUCGGCAGCAAAGCCUCAGAUGGAUCAUCAGAGAGUCCUGCUCCAAAUUCUGAGACAGACAAGGAAAAUGGACAGGAGGUGGGCCAAGGAGAAAGGGAGCAGGCAGAGGACGAAACGCUCGGUGAAGAUGGCGUUCUGGCUUCUGCUCCUGCUCGCACCUCCAUCUCUUCAGCCAGCUCAGCCAAGUCUCUCGGCUUCCUUUCCCUGCUAAGGGGGGGCCGAAGGGGAACAGGGGACCGCCGAGUCCACACCGUGUCCCAGCCGGUGGGUCGGCAACGUCGUGGGCUGAAGGGUCUUUUUGGCAACGUAAAGUUUCGAUCAAAGGACAAAGAAGACAAGGAGGAAGCUCCCCCAAGCCCACUUUUCAUGUCAUCCAGAGCUAACAGUGUGGAAAUCAUCAAAGAGGACCUCACCCUCACACCUAAAUGCCAACCUCGUUCUCUGGACAGCCCUGAAACGACGAGCUGUGACCCUGACCACAGCUCCUCAACUACCAAAAGUGCAGCCAUGUCCCCUUCAGAGUCCUCAGCUACCAAGGAAACUAUGGGAAUCAUAGGUCGAGCAAACAUGGCGCCUUCACCCACGGUUGAAACACCGCUGGUACCUGGUGACAACAGUCUGAGCUCCUUGCUGGAAGAUAUCUCUUCUCUCCUGACUUUUGACUCUAUCUCAGGGGGUGACAUCAUGGCUGACGUGGAGGCAGAGUGGGGCAAAGCUAGCAGUGCUCUUCAUGCUGCAGUAAGUGAUGUAUCUCCAUCAUCCUUCUUCUCUAAACCCACCAUCUACUCACCGCCAACCUUCUCAACCUUCAGCAGUGCUCCUACAGUGAAAGCCUCCUCCUCUACCGCCACCAAACCAGAGAGUCUCACCACAACUUUCACCAAAUCUUCUACUUUGACCUCUCACUCAGUCAAGCUGAGUUCAGACUAUUCUCCUGCCUUUUACUCCUCCUCCAGCAUCCAAACUACAACAAAACCCUCAACCACCACUUCUGUAAUGCCUUCUGGUUCAAAGACAGUUCAGCCUACGUCAAGCUUCAUCUCUACUUCCACAACUCCAGCAAACACACAGUCUGCUAUGAACAAGGCUCCUUCAAUCUGUCCAAGUCCAGCUUCUGUAAGUGACCCCAAUCCUACGUCUGUUUCACCCGCUGCAUCAGCUAAGCCUCUGGUCAUGACCCAGAGUCCCCUCUUCCCCGUCACCCAGCCUACUUCCGCUAAAUCAGACAUCAUUUCAAGCCUGGAAAAGUCAACAUUUAACACAACCUCGGUGGCAGAGUCCAGAACUCCGGAGACUGUAACAACAACAUGUGAAUGUACUACAAAGCCAAUUUCUCCUGCUUUGGUAACUUCCUUUAACACAACAACCUCAGGCUCGGUUUCCACGGCUCUUUCCAAGCCUCUGCUCACCUCAGCCCAUCUGGACUUGAAUAAAACCCCUUCCUCAUUUGUGAGCAUUUUAGAUCCUGGGCCUACUUCAAACUUUGGCGCCGCAACGAAAACCCAACCCUGCCCUGCGUCUGUUCCAGCUCCAUCUCUGGAUAAAAUCCCUCCUGCGACUAGACCCACAGCAUCCGUGGCUUCAGAAGAGAUGCCUCCUCCUUACACAGCUGCUAGCACUCAUGCUGUUUCUACAGCAACACCAGCUGCUAUGGGUCAGAUCAAAACCCCUGCGUCUGGACGUACCCCUGCUGAAAUGCAAACACCUGCACCCAACAAACUCACUGCCGCAGCUCAAAAGGAAGUUUCUCAACCUAAAGUCUCCUCUGCCCCCACUCAAGCCCCAGUUUCUGUAUUUAAAGAUCCAGAUGCAUUUGUUAAAAUGCAGGUUUGUUCAUCUCGAGCUCCACCUUCCCCUACUGAGUUCCCAAUUUCUGUAUCAAAGGCCCCUCCUGCCUCAGUUCAGAUCCCGAUUACCCAGCCUCAAACCCACCUUGCAGCUACCACUGCCCCUUGCCCUGCCACUUCUCCUCCCUCUCCUCCUGCACCAUGGCAGAGUGAAACCUCUGCUAAGUUGAGGGGAGCCGGACAGGCGUCGAAAGAUCAUCAGCUUGUCAGCCCCGGUGGUACAGGUGGACAGGGAAACCUGGCUGUGCCCCCAAAAUCAAAAGAAUUACAAACUGAGCCACAGGCCAGCCUGCCGGGGCUCUCCAAAGAAAAGAAGCCAGCACAAUCAAAAGCUUCAGGACUCAGUAAAAUACCUGUAGUGGGAGGAGGAAGAGUGGGAAAGCUGCCUGUUCGGGAAAGCCAACGCAGUAACGAUGAUUUAAGCAGAGACCCGCCUACUCCGGUGCGAGAAGAGAGGCCUGAUUUCUACUCACAUGAAGCAGGCAGCAAAGAUAAAAUCAGCCCAACUGAGACAAACGCACCCACCUCAAAACACAGCCAGGAGGAGAGUCAGCAGCUGCAGCAACUAAAAGGUCUCACGAGUUCAGGACGGGACUCAAAGAUCCCCGUGAAACACGGCACUCAGCCUCAAACCGCUUCCCAAAUCUCUCAGAGUAAAGAACCCCCUCGAACGAAGAUCCCCGUGUCUAAGGUUCCUGUUCGCAGGGCUGGGAACAAACCAGUCGCUACUGGAGGCAUCGGCCAGACAAGAAAAUAAAACACCAGACUGAAGCUGAUCGUGGCUCCGGCUGCAACUUUUAACUACACCGCCCUUUUAGAUUCCCAUUACUGUAAUUCUGUCAGCUCAUGGCUUCACGUCACAACAAGCAAGGAGUAAAGGAGCCUGACAACACUCACGCACAAAACAUCCCACAGAGAGCAGCAGGCUGGCUCUCUGGUGCUGAGCCAACCGGACACAAACUCAGGAAAGGGUCAGAGUUCACGUUUCAGAAUCUGAAGGACGAAAGCUCAAAGGAAACUCGGUCACUCACACAGUGGAAAGGUGCCCCGAUAAAGGAACCUUCCAGUGUUUUUGUCUUCUCUUCCAGCGAGUCACUUGAUAAAAACCCAGUCCUUCCUUUUAUUUAUGCCAGCAGAGGAACCAUGGGGAUGUGUAUAAAUGAACGCAACGGCCAAAUCUACAUUCCACACAUAUCGAUGGAUCCAUGUAGCAGAAGAUGUGCCAAACGUUUGGCACAAGUUAUUGGACUGUACAGCGCCUGCUCAUAUGUAACAACGUCACAUCUCACUGUGAACUUUUCAUCAGACGGCUGUGUGAAAGUGGACUGGGAAGACCUUUUCUGUUGAAAUGGACAGCAGCCAUUGUGAAUGGUGCUGCGGACGUUUGAGUGGGAGAGAGAGAGAGAGAGCAGCGAGAUGGGAUCUCCAGCUUACACAGGCACAUGUUUAAUCUCAGAUGAGAACAGGAUCUCUGUGUAGAGACGCAUCAGUGUUGUUCUGUUUCUGACGUAAUCAAUAAAACAACAUGAGUACUUA